Calliphora vicina (urban bluebottle blowfly) is the source of this 1874-nucleotide messenger RNA. RefSeq lists its product as uncharacterized. The transcript has 6 exons. The coding region runs from base 138 to 1847 and encodes 569 amino acids. The record is from RefSeq and is a predicted model, not a curated record. Lineage: Eukaryota; Metazoa; Arthropoda; Insecta; Diptera; Calliphoridae.
GUGAGAUCUUGAAAAUAUAGCAUGUGCGUGUUAGACAGUGAGACAUUUUGCAAUAAAUAAUUAAUUAAAAUUACAAUUAACUAAAUACUAUUAAUUAAUUAAUUGCAGUCAAGUUAUAAAAGAAAAUUUCCUAUACAAUGAAUGUUACUUUGGUUGAUGGUGAUGAUUUGGAUUUAAAAAAUCUACUUGAUGAAUGGAAUUUAAUACAUCAUUAUGAUUAUUUUAUAGAACAAAAGAUAGAUUUAUAUGUAUUGGCAAUUUUGAAGCCCAUACAUGUAGAAAAAUUAUUUCAUAAUCUGCCCAUAGGCGAUCAAGCUCGAUUUGAACAUAAACUAGAGCAAUGGAAACAAAAUAGGUUACUUAGUUAUAAAUCACAUGAUCACAUGGUUACCCACAAAACCAUAAACACUAAAGAAAUUAAAGAUAAACCAAAUAAUUUACAAAGGCCCGAAGAAAAGGAAUUCAGAACUACCGCUGUUAUAGUGCCACAAUUAUCAGUGGCACCCUCAAUUCAAUUAUCUUCAACUGUACGUAGAAGUUUGGAUCAUAACAAACCAACAUGCUCACAUGUUUCAUCUCCCGCUGCCUACCUUAACAAGUCAAGUCCAGCUUCACCCAUGACGCCGGCCAUGACCAAGCAACCGGGCAUGGCUCUUAUGCCAGUACGCUAUAAUUUGCGCACUAUUUUGGAGGAUACCAGUGGUGGCCAAAUGAUUAUGACUUAUUAUGAAAAACAUAAAAUUCUGCGUGAAGAACAUCGUACAGCAUUGAUAAAUGUAAUUGGUCGUUAUAUAGAUGCCAAUGGGGGAAUUUUAUCGUUGUCGGAAAGUAAUCAACUGGAAAGGCAAAUUGUAGAGCUGUUUCCCACGGAAAAAGAGGAAUUUUAUCGUACCAACAAACGUGGCCGUAUCUACAAUAAAGUGGCAAAUAUGAAAAGAGUUUACAAGAAAUUUACCAUGCCACCAGAAGAGCUAUCAGGACCCUCAAUGGAAAAUUCGUCGACUUCUGCACCCUCUUCACCAAUAGAAAUUAUAAAAGAGGAGGACAAUGAUGAAUACGAUGACUAUUCCAUAGGCGAAUUUCGCUCUAUAAGCCAUACUCCUGAAAAGUAUUUGGAAUUUUGGAAAAAUUCACAAAAAAUGCGUUUAAGACAUAUAGAAAACAUCGAAUCCUUGUCUCAAAUAUUGGAAAAAUGGCCAGAAUAUAAACAACAUAAUGCAGUGACAUAUAUCAAUAUGGAUUUCAAAGCCAAAUAUCCCGACUCUAGUUCUUUCAUAGAAAUAUUUCACCAGAAUAAAGGAAAACUAGAGAAGCUGUUAUACAGCAAAGUGUCUGUAUGUUCCGCCGGCUAUAAAUAUCUACAGCAGUACCAAAAAUGUUCAUCAGAGUCCCAAAACCUUCUCAUACUAUGGAUGAUUCAUCAACUGUUCCCUCCCAAUCAAAAGGUGGUGGUUGAUGAAAUGGGCAAUAAACGUAAAAAACGCUAUUCCAUACAAUCUUCCCAAAAUGCAUUUAUAUGUAUACGCGGCUCUUUAAGUUCCUUAGAGACAGCUUUAGAUACCCAACUCAGCUCAGGCACACCACCCAUGGUUCUGAUAGUGGGCGAAUUGGCUGGUGAAAUUGAUCAAAUAUUUGUUUAUUUCGAAGGUGUUCGCUUUCCCAUGGAUUCUGUUGUUUCGGCUGCGCAAUUGGUGUGUGAAUUAUUUUUCCUCUUCGAUUUGGAUUAUCCGGAAGAGGCGGUGCUGUUUUAUUAUUUUGUACAGACUUUCUUUUUGAACAUAGAAUCGGAAAUGAAAAAUACCAAAAUUUAUACAGUUAUUAAUGAAAUUAAUGCUGGUUGGAAUUAGAAAUAAAAUUAAACUGAAAAAACUUUA